Molecule: messenger RNA, 1023 nt
Organism: Pyrus x bretschneideri (Chinese white pear)
Lineage: Eukaryota; Viridiplantae; Streptophyta; Magnoliopsida; Rosales; Rosaceae
Exons: 3
Coding region: 30-488 (152 amino acids)
Biological process (GO): defense response
Source: RefSeq, a predicted model, not a curated record
AGAGAGAGAGAGAGAGAGAGGAAGAGGAGAUGAUAAGCAUGGAAGGAGAGGUAAAACUCAAUAUCCCUGCAGAGAAAGCAUGGGAAAUGUACAGAGACAAUGAGAUCAUUAGCAAAAUAAACCCUGAAAUGCUUACAAGUGCUGAAUACAUUGAGGGCGACGGUCACCCGGGAAGUUUCAUACUCUUCAAACUCGGUUCUGCUGUGCGCAACUAUGUAAAGGAAUCAGUGGAGAAGAUAGAGAAGGUAGAGAACGGUUGGUCUGUGACCUACUGCGUCAUCGGAGGUGAACUGCAGAAAAUGUACGAUCCAUACAUUGUCACCUUCUCAUUCCUUCCUGCCCAAGAAAAAGGAAAAGACGAAGAGAUGUGCAUUGCAAAAUGGCAAGUUGAGUACGAGACACUGAUCCCAACAACUCCCCCACCAGAGAAGGCAAGAGAUGCUGCUCUUGCAUUUCUCAUGUGGUUUGAUAGGUUUGCUUCAGCCUAAAAAAAUGGAGAGAGACUUUGGUGCAGUGAGUUGUAUGCUUCUUUGUCGGUAUUUCUUUCUUAAUAUUACACAUCAAAUGAGGGGACAGAUAGACGCAAAGCGUGUACCAGACUCUGUUGCAUUAGUUUUCUUUGUUUUCACAAAUGGGAACAAGAUGGUCCAAUAAUGUUGAUGUCGUAACGAAAACAAAAAUAAACAUUGUGUUUGGCAUUGAGGUUUGUACAUUUUGGUGGCGUUUUAUGGUUUUAAUCCCUAACCCCUUUUUUAUUAUUAUUUUUUUCCAAAUUGAUUUAUUAACUUUUAAAAUCAAAGAGAAAAAUAGUGGUAUCAGUUACAAAAGUUGGCAUAAAGAGUCAUAUGUCAGGCGCUUUAUGACUUUUUGAAGAACAUUUCGGUCCUAGAAAUUGGGUUUUAUCCCCCCAGUUUCCGGCUACUCUCUAUCUUUUUUUUUUUUUUUUUUUUUCCUACCUGGAAUUUUAAAAAUAUUCGAGAGAAAUAGGUGGUAGCUAGUAAUUCAAAUUCUUUGACUAAAAUA